AUGGAAAGACCCUCGUUUCUGGAUCAGGCUCCACCUCCUGGGUAUAUAGCAGGUGUAGGGCGUGGAGCAACAGGAUUUUCAACUAGAGGUGAUCCAACUACUAAAGGCAAGGUCCCCAAGAGAUUUCAAUUGAAUGACAAGGGUCUUGACACUCGUACAGGUCAUAACACCAAUUUGGAGCCGGAGGACAAGGAGGAUAAAGAAGCUGAAGAAAUCUUUGCAGCUAUCGAAACUAAACUGUCAACCAAAAGAAGAGCUCCAAACAAGACCGAGAGCGACACGACAGAUAAUAUCCCUAAACAAUUUGCCGAUUUGAAGAGGUCCCUUGCCACUGUGACUGAUGAAGAAUGGCUCAAUUUACCAGAUGCAGGUGAUAUCACUAAGAAGCAUAAGAGGGAAAGACUGCAAGAUCAAUUGAAUAGAAAGGAAUACGCAGCUCCAGAUACGCUUAUGAAUAGUAACGUCAACUUGUCUAAGUUGACAGAAGAACGUGAAAAACUGUUGGCCAGACAACUAGAUGCAAAUGUAUUAAGCACUCAGGGGCGUGAUGAAACGGCGACUAACGUUACCACCUACUUAAGUGAAUUGGACAGGUCGACUGUUACAAAUUUAGAGACAUCUGGUCAGCUGGAAGAUGUGAAGAAAAUGAGAACAAUACUAGCCUCGUACAGGAAAGCUGACCCAACGAGGCCCGAAGGUUGGAUCGCUUCAGCUAAGCUUGAAGAAAAGGCAAAUAAAUUCAAGACGGCCAAGAACAUAUUGGAAGAAGCCUGUCAACAGUGUCCUAGAAGUGACGAGGUAUGGUUAGAGCGUAUCAGGUUGAAUGUUUCCGAUAUUCCUCUAUGCAAGACGUUGGCGGCGGACGGUAUAGCUUUCAAUCCACAUUCUUUACAACUGUGGUUGAAAGCCACAGAUCUUGAGUCUGAACCCUUCAACAAGCGCCGAGUGGUUAUGAGAGCUCUGCAAGAGCUACCCAAGAACGAAGAACUUUGGAAGCUUGUCUUGAAGUUUGAAGAUGAUCAAUCGGAGCGGCAAAAGAUUCUGUCAAAGGCAGUGGAGCUUAUUCCUCAAAGCAUGUACCUGUGGGAAAAACUUGUGGAAACCCAGGAUUAUACAAGUGCCAAGGAAUCGCUCAAUGGAGCUAGAAAACAACUUCCUGGCGAGUGUCGGGUGUGGAUAUUGGCGGCCAAGAUCGAAGAGCGGUUUAAUGAAAAUGUUACUGUCGAUAGAUUGACAAAGCUCCUGAAUAAUGGUAUGAACCAGCUAAGUAAAAAUGAAAGUAACCCCGAACUAUUAGUGUGGCUACGCCACGCUCAAUCCCUGGCCACUAGACCCGAAUCUCAAAAAGUUGCCGUUGCCAUUGUGAGAGCCGCUUUAAGUAGAGAGGAUAUUCAGUCAGGUGAGUCAUCGGUUUUGGAUACUAUUAAGGAAAUGAACGAUUCGAUUGUCAAAAUAGUCGCAUACCGCACUUUGUUGCAUGAACUACCUGUAAAAUAUAGCAUCUGGAAAGCACUUCGAAUUGCUUGCGAAAAUACGAAGAAAAUGCAUGAACUUUAUGAAACAUACGAGGAGCUGCUUUUCAAGCAAGAUACUGAUUUUAGAAUUCUGAAGGAUAAUCCAACUUUAUCCCUCAUGUAUUCAAAAGAGGUUUGGAAAUAUGGUCAAGAUACUUCCAAAGCAUUGGAAAUCCUCAAUAAAUCUAUUCAAGUGAUACCGACCUAUAUGGAUUUUUGGAUAGCAAAAUUGAAAGUGUUGUGCCUUUCUUCACAGUUCGAUAUUGCACAGGAUACUUUUCUUCAAGCAAUUGAUACACAUUCACAAUCAGAGAGUUCGAAUCUCCACAGGCUGUACCUCAAGUACGUCAAUUUCCUAAGGUUCAGAAACGAAAAUCAGAGAGCUAUCGAUUUUUUGGAACAAGAAUGUAUUGGCAGAUUCCCUAAUUAUUACAAAUUCUAUAUUCAGUUGGGACAAAUCUAUCAGUAUAUUGGGCAGCCAAAGAAAAUGCGAGAAACCUACAGUAUAGGCUCAAAAACCCUACCACACUGCGCUAUACUGUGGAUUUUGAAAGCUAAAGCUGAUGAAAUUGACUUCCAACAACCAACAAGAGCACGGUCGGAACUCGACAAAGCACUUUUAAAGAAUCCCAAUGAAAUCUCCUUAUAUCUAGCCAAAAUUCAAAUGGAAGUUAGAUUGGGUUUUCAGGAUCAAGCUAGAUUGAUUGUUCAGCAGGCGUUACAAAAGUUCCCUAACAGCCCCGAUCUUUGGUCAGCAAAUAUAAGUCUUCUCCCUGCCAAAAGAGCAUCAAUGAAAAAAACUAUGUUCCAAGAUGCUUUGAAGAAAACGAACAAUAGUUGCCAAGUACUGCUUGAGAUUGGGCUAUCGUUUUACCGAGACUCUCAGUUUGUGACAGCGUUGAAGUGGUUUGAUAGAGCUUCAAAGAGCGACCCAAAGUACGCAGACGCUUUUGUGUGGUCAGCAAGAUCUACCAAGAGAUUAAAGAAAGAUACAACACCAAUCUACGACCAUGUAGAACAGUGCGAACCAGUUUACGGCCCAUUAUGGAUAUCAAUCGCCAAAAAUGUCCGAUACCAAUACUUGAAGCCAUCUCAAAUUCUUGACAUCUUAAUAAAAGAUUGUUGA
This is a messenger RNA of Torulaspora delbrueckii, 2640 nucleotides long. It is a transcript of the gene PRP6, whose product is annotated as U4/U6-U5 snRNP complex subunit PRP6. The coding region runs from base 1 to 2640 and encodes 879 amino acids. The record is from RefSeq and is a predicted model, not a curated record. NCBI's taxonomy places the organism in Eukaryota, Fungi, Ascomycota, Saccharomycetes, Saccharomycetales, Saccharomycetaceae. Gene Ontology annotation, biological process: mRNA splicing, via spliceosome; spliceosomal tri-snRNP complex assembly. Gene Ontology annotation, cellular component: U4/U6 x U5 tri-snRNP complex; catalytic step 2 spliceosome. Gene Ontology annotation, molecular function: protein binding. The transcript has a single exon.